Messenger RNA from Dipodomys ordii (Ord's kangaroo rat), 1508 nucleotides. It is a transcript of the gene Septin1, whose product is annotated as septin 1. Gene Ontology annotation, cellular component: septin ring; cell division site; septin complex. Gene Ontology annotation, molecular function: GTP binding; GTPase activity; molecular adaptor activity. Gene Ontology annotation, biological process: cytoskeleton-dependent cytokinesis; regulation of exocytosis. Lineage: Eukaryota; Metazoa; Chordata; Mammalia; Rodentia; Heteromyidae. The coding region runs from base 71 to 1174 and encodes 367 amino acids. The record is from RefSeq and is a predicted model, not a curated record. The transcript has 11 exons.
UAGCACUCAAUUUCCUGCCUCACAGAGGAAGUGGGGAGAGAUACCAGGUGCAGCAACAGCUAGUGGAGCCAUGGACAAGGAGUAUGUGGGUUUUGCAGCCCUCCCCAACCAGCUGCACCGCAAGUCCGUCAAGAAGGGGUUUGACUUCACACUCAUGGUGGCAGGGGAAUCAGGGCUGGGGAAAUCCACCCUCAUCAACAGCCUGUUCCUUACCAACCUGUAUGAGGAUCGGCAGGUGCCAGAUGCCAAUGCCCGUCUGACGCGAACGCUGACCAUUGAGCGCAGGGGUGUGGAGAUGGAGGAGGGGGGUAUCAAGGUGAAGCUGACCUUGGUGGACACACCUGGCUUUGGGGACUCUGUGGACUGCUCGGACUGCUGGCUGCCUGUGGUUCGCUUCAUUGAGGAACAAUUUGAACAGUAUCUCAGAGAUGAGAGUGGACUGAACAGGAAGAACAUCCAAGAUUCCCGGGUUCAUUGCUGCCUCUACUUCAUCUCGCCCUUCGGCCGGGGGCUCCGACCCCUAGAUGUGGCCUUCCUCCGGGCAGUGCAUGAGAAAGUCAACAUCAUUCCAGUUAUCGGUAAAGCGGAUGCUCUGAUGCCUAAGGAAACCCAGGCCCUCAAGCAAAAGAUCCGGGACCAGUUGAAGGAGGAGGAGAUCAAUAUUUACCAGUUUCCGGAAUGUGAUUCUGAUGAAGAUGAAGAUUUCAAGAGGCAGAAUGAAGAGAUGAAGGAAAGCAUUCCUUUUGCAGUGGUUGGUUCCUGCGAGGUGGUGAAGGAUGGCGGGACCCGACUAGUGAGGGGACGCCGCUAUUCCUGGGGUACCGUGGAGGUGGAGAACCCACAUCAUUGCGACUUCCUGAAUCUGAGACGGAUGUUGGUGCAGACACACUUGCAGGACUUGAAAGAGGUGACGCACGAUCUGCUCUACGAGGGCUACCGAGCCCGCUGCCUCCAGAGCCUGGCCAGGCCUGGGGCUCGAGACCGAGCCAGUCGCAGUAAGCUGUCUCGUCAGAGUGCCACAGAGAUCCCGCUGCCCAUGCUGCCUCUGGCCGAGACGGAGAAGUUGAUCCGUGAGAAGGACGAAGAGCUACGCCGCAUGCAAGAGAUGCUGGAGAAGAUGCAGGCCCAGAUGCAGCAGAGCCAGGCUCAGGGCGAGCAGUCGGACUCUCUCUGAGAUCCCCGCCUCUGCCCUUCCUUACUCGGCUCCGCCUUAAGUCGGUCGCUUGUCCAAUCCUCGGGUUCCGAUUGCCCAGCCGGACCCCAACCACUAGAUGGGCCCUGGCACUUGCUUUGCGCAGGUGCUCAGACUAAAUGGUUCAGCCCCGGAGCACUGUGCCUGAAUGUGCAGCCCCGCCCCGCCAGAAGCCCCGCCCACCGCCAGAAGCCCCGCCCAAGCCCACUCCCCGCCCAGUUCUUGCAGAGGAGCUCUCCAGGCCAGGCCUAGACCGCUCCUCUCCCCUUGGGGGGUGUCCCCUUCUUCAUUCAAUAAAAUCAGCUUCUCAUAUCCA